Lates calcarifer (barramundi perch) is the source of this 1342-nucleotide messenger RNA. Its product is annotated as endonuclease domain-containing 1 protein. Bases 177 to 1094 code for a protein of 305 amino acids. Gene Ontology annotation, molecular function: hydrolase activity; nucleic acid binding; metal ion binding. Lineage: Eukaryota; Metazoa; Chordata; Actinopteri; Centropomidae. The record is from RefSeq and is a predicted model, not a curated record. The transcript is spliced from 3 exons.
AAAGGCAGAGGAGAAGAGUACAGCUAUGUGCCGCCCCCAGAGACUGAACGAGGAGUAUUUAACUCGAGAGCUGUGUGAGUUCAGAGCAUUCAUCUGCUCAGAAAUCAGCUCUGGUGAUCAACGUGGAGGAAAACUUCUAGGUACAAAUCAUCAGCUCUCUGCUCUGUUGUGCAGUGAUGUCUCAAAGGAAGAUGCUGCGAUUCUCAGCUGGAGUUCUGCUUCUUCUCCUGCCCUGGUUUGGUGGUCUGGUCUGUGGAAAGCUAGCGGGCAAAAACUUUUCAGAUUGCAAGAAGUUCUUUUAUAAGAAAACUCCACCAACAGGUUUCCCUGAUCCUAAUCAUCAUUUGCAGCCAAUAUGCCAGUUCUACAACAAAGACUUCCGCUUUGCCACCCUGUACAACCGUGCUAAUCGUGCACCACUGUACUCUGCGUACAUACUCAGGGGACAAGGUCAGCCACCCGGACGGGAAACCUGGUAUUAUGAACCACAGCUGGCAAAUUCAAAAGACAAACAAUACAUGAAACCCUUCCCAGUUGAUGACCAAAAUGUGAGGGAGAGCCAGGCAAUGGAUGAAGACUACACAGCGGCUCCCCUCCACACCAGGGGCCAUCUCAACGCCGCCGGACACCAGAAUACAGUGGACGAUGUAGAGGCCACCUUUACCUUGACAAACAUUGUUCCUCAGAGGCUAGGCUCCAAUAAUGUCGUCUGGGGUGGUCUGGAGAACGAGGUGUUGGGAAGACUCGCUCACUGCACAGGGGAGAUGUAUGUGAUCACUGGAGUCAUGCCUUAUGAGAAUGGACAACACAUGAUCAAUAACAGGGUGGUUGUUCCUGAGUACAUGUGGUCUGCCUACUGCUGCCCAUCAUACAAUCCCAACCUUCCUGAGCUUCAGAGGCAGUUUUUCCCCACACAUGCUGCAGUGGGAAGAAAUGACCCUGACAGUAACAAUGAAAUUGUGACAAAGGAUCCCAAUGCGCCGGAGAAUAGACGUGGUUAUGAUGUGAAGCAGAUGGAUUUGAAAGAGUUGGAGGGUAUCCUGCGUAAAAGGUUCAAUACAGAAAUCACACUGUUUGAAGGGCUGUGUAAGUAACAAGGAGUGACAAGCUUUAGCAGAAGUCAGUUGUUAACUUACCUGCUCAGAGUCUCUGUGUCUUAACCAGGCUUCUCAUGUGUCCAGUGCUUCACUGCUGAAUAAAUGUUUCAUUUAAAUAUCACACUGUCUCAUGAUGGUUUGAAAUGAAUAUUUGUGAUGAAUAUGAUCUUAUAAUCCUGAUCAGUGUCAUCUUGUAACAUGUUCACUAACCCCAUGAUUAUCCAAUAAAAAAUGUGUGAAGAGCA